CCGAAUUCAAGAUGUGAUAACAUUUAAAAAAACGACAGAGGGCUUUGAAACAGAUUUCGGUGGAGGAGCUCACAUGAUCUAAGAAAUGAACCUGGAUGAAGACAGCGGCCUGUCAGUCAGUUGCGGCAACGGCAAACUGAGACAGUGGCUGAUCGAGCAGAUCGACAGCCAGCGAUAUCCUGGUCUGGUCUGGGAGAAUGACGAAAAGAGUAUUUUCAGGAUCCCAUGGAAACAUGCAGGGAAACAAGAUUAUAACAGAGAGGAGGAUGCUGCACUCUUCAAGGCAUGGGCCAUGUUCAAAGGAAAGUAUAAGGAAGGCGUUGACAAACCAGAUCCCCCCACAUGGAAAACUAGACUACGUUGUGCACUUAAUAAAAGCAAUGACUUUGAUGAGAUAGUAGAAAGAAGCCAGCUGGACAUCUCUGAGCCCUACAAAGUCUACAGGAUCAUUCCAGAAGGAGCCAAGAAAGGAUUGAGGGCAGGCACUAUAGAGGAGACGCAAUCACAUGUAAAUGCCCUUGGCUAUAUUCCUCAGUAUGCGCCUCUGCACAACCAGUUGCCCGGGUACAUGGUUUCUCAGGAGAGACGGGACUGGAGGGAAUACUCCCAAGCAGAACCACAACCGCUUCUUCCUCCUCAUCUCCAAGGGCCACAUGCGGAACUUCAGUAUGACCAGUGUCACUACCCGUCGGCACUCAGCCGGGCUUGGCCUGGGUCACAUGCAGAAAAUGGAUUCCAGCUCUCCUUCCACACCUACUUUGCAGAGUCACAACCCCCUGUUUAUACAAUGGACCACAACCAUGUAAUCACAGAUUUCAGCCUACAUGUGUCUCUAUACUACAGAGAUUCAUUGGUAAAGGAGGUUACUACCACCAGUCCAGAGGGUUGUCGGAUCACUUCAUCCUCCUCCUCCUCCUCUCCAUCCUCCUCCACCCGCUUAUCCCCAUGCCCAGAGGACAAGUUUCACAGUGGGGCAGAAACCAUCACUUUUCCGUUCCCGUACCCCGAGUCUCAGAGGCAAGGUGCUGACAUGCUUCCUAACGUCCUGGAAAAGGGGGUGCGUUUGUGGAUGAUGCCGGACGGGUUGUAUGCUAAGCGCUUAUGCCAGGGGCGAGUAUACUGGGAAGGACCUCUGGCUCCAUAUAUGGAUAAACCCAAUAAGCUGGAGAAGGAGCAGCCUUGCAAACUCUUUGACACACAGCAAUUCCUCAUUGAGCUUCAAGAUUUUGCCCAUAAUGGCCGAAAUCUACCGAGACACCAGGUGGUGCUGUGUUUUGGAGACGAGUACCCUGACCCACAGCGGCAAAGGAAGAUAAUCACAGCACAGGUGGAGCCAAUGUUUGCCAGAAAACUGGUGUACUACUACCAACAGAACAAUGGCCACCAUCUGCGAGGCUAUGACCACAUCCAGGGACAGAGCCCGUCUCCAAUCGACUAUCCUUCACAGAAACCUCUACAGCAUAUUCAGGAGUGACAAGCACACACACACUCAUGCACUCGCACACACACACACACACACACACACACACACACACACACACUGGAGAGUAUGAAGGUGAAUGUAAACCACUGAGUGUUUAUCAUGUCUUGUCGUGUAGUGUGUACUGUAUAUGGCAGGAACUGUCUGAGGGGUAGAGAUGGGGAAGACCCUGUUUUCAUUUAAGCACCAUAGUCUUUUUUUUUUCACUAAAAGAAUUUAUUGUGACAGUGUAAAGGAUGCGGUUUGAGGGAGGGUAGGGUGGGGUAGAGGGCGACUGAGACAGGAAGUACUAGCACAGGUGCACAGGAAGAGUGGCCCCCAAGUCUAACACUGAUGUGUCAAAGAAAUAACCCGAGCGUGAACGAGUACUUAUUGCAUUUUCCAGAGGUAACAGCUGACACGGCCAUUGUUAUUAUCAGUGGGACAUCUAGUACUUGUUGUUGAAAAUGGUUAGCAACAUCCGUGCGCACAGGCCAUUGUAGAGGGAAAAAAAAAGAAACACACACAAACUGUAUUAUGAGAUGUAAAUCAUUCAUCUUGUGGUGUCGUAAUGAGGCCGUUAUCUCAAUUAUUUUCCCUCUUCUACUUCCACUGAACCCUUACUUCUACUGAACCCUUACUUCUACUGAACCCUACUUCUACUGAACCCUUACUUCUACUGAACUCUACUUCUACUGAACCCUACUUCUACUGAACCUUACUUCUACUGAACCCUACUUCUACUGAACCUUACUAC
Solea senegalensis (Senegalese sole) is the source of this 2216-nucleotide messenger RNA. RefSeq names its product interferon regulatory factor 4a (gene irf4a). The coding region runs from base 86 to 1474 and encodes 462 amino acids. Gene Ontology annotation, cellular component: nucleus. Lineage: Eukaryota; Metazoa; Chordata; Actinopteri; Pleuronectiformes; Soleidae. The transcript has 9 exons. Gene Ontology annotation, biological process: immune system process; regulation of transcription by RNA polymerase II. Gene Ontology annotation, molecular function: protein binding; RNA polymerase II cis-regulatory region sequence-specific DNA binding; DNA-binding transcription factor activity, RNA polymerase II-specific. The record is from RefSeq and is a predicted model, not a curated record.